CGAUGCUUUGAGUGACGACGAGGUUGAGCGUCAACCACGUUGCGCGCAAACAUGAGGGCACAUGAUCUCCUUCGUGGAAAGCUGUUGGCCACAAUGUGAAGCCCUUCGUCUCUGUGGCCUGUAUAUUGUCUUCAACGGCAGACAGACCCCCCGUGCGACUACGGAGCUUACAUCAGCAGCAGCAUGUUCUCGAGAUCGAGGGAUCGAGGUAGCGAGCGAAAGAGAUUGGUGGGGCGGUCCGUGCGGUAAUUCCUAUUGCAAUAAGGGAGUUUCCACAGUCUAAUGAUGUGAAAGCGGAUCGUGCAAAGCUGUCGCGGUUCAUCUUCUCUCAGGGCUUCUGAGCACAUGGUUUUCGACCAUAUUCAAUAUCGCGACGUUGGCGAUGUCCGGAUCCGCAAUGGCUUGGACGGAUGACAGUAACGAAUCAAGUGGAGGAUGGGGAGACCCUUUACCUCCCGAAGAAGAAGAUGAACUACGGACGAUUCCGACCGCAGCGACUGUAAAUCAAUGGGAAAGAGUCGAGCCUUCCGAGCACGAAACAAACCCAUGGGCCAGAGUCAAACCAAAAUUUGAUUCUACGGAGGUGGGAAACGUAAAGAAUUCUAUCAGUAAGGCGAUAUCAUGGUGUGAGGAGCAGAAAGAUUCGACGAGAUCCAAAACCAACAAGAUCGACGAAGGAAGAUGGAGCGACAAUCCAGCGGAACAGAAGAGUGGAUCAUGUGAUGCUCUUGGAAAAUCCUCCUCUCCUGAGGCAGCAGCUGCAGAAAACGAAGGCAAGAGUCGACGAAAGAAAGACAUCGACGAUAUAACACCCAACACUGAAAGUUUAUGGGAAUCAGAGGCAAGUCCAAGGCCGCGUUCGCCUGGUACAAGGAUUGACCAGCAACAGAUAUCGAAUGGUCUGAAAGCAGAUUCGAAGCCCAGGAUAGCAGCUGGACCACCUCCAGAAUCCGAAGAGAUGGAAGUGCCUGAUUCCGCAGUUCCUCACAUAAUAGGGCAAGAUCACGGAACCAUCAGAGCUCUCAAGAACAUUCCAGGGAUUACGGAUGUGAGGGUUCUCCUGGUCAAAGGGAGUGAUCAGGAUUCGAAAAUCCAAAUGCAGCGAGUAAAGGUGGAAGGUUCUUCUAGAAACGCUAUAACUCGAGUAAUGAAACAGAUUCGUCGAAUCGUUCUUCGCAGUGCCACAAAAUUCAAUUACCCGGAAAUUUCAGUUACAUGUUUACCCCCUAAUAACAACGAUGCAGAUGCCAUAAGCCUGAAGCUUGCGACAGUGGAGGAAUACCAACACUAUUUGCCCAAACACCUGAAGUCGUUUGUUGUUCAGCACGCUCCGCAGGAGAUACAACGAAAGGAAUAUUUUUGUGUUGGUCCUAGGACUUCUUCUGACCAGCUGACGGAUAACGCUAAGAUACUGAGGAGAAAAAGGCGCAGGUCCUAUGAUAGAGACCAUUCGAACUACCUGUUUGGAAAUUGGCACCAGAGUUUGUAUACUGCGCCGCUCUCGACUUGUUUGCACAAGUUUUUUCAUGAAGAUAUUGACGCGUCCCCGAAAGAAAGGCAGCCUCUGAUAAAGCUGAGAGUUCAGCUGGGAAAGAUGUUAUAUUAUGGGAGAGAUUUAAAGGCACCCGGUACCUGGAAUGUGUCGCUGGAAGAGAUGACAAGAAUGACUUCGGAACAUACACUUCAACCUUGCUUCAGUAGUUACUGCCAUGUGAACAUUCUGGACAAGGCCAGAGAAUUUCUCAAGGUUUCAGGUUAUGAACAGGUAGGAGCACCAGAGGACACUAUAUGCGCUUGUAUACUGGACUUGGAUACUUCAGAUAAACCAAGCUUCAACAUCAGGCUACAGCAGAGAGACAAGAUAGUAGCGAAGAUCAACAAGAAGUCCAGACGACUCGCCUUUGUGACUUUUGUGAGCGCAGAGCAAGGAGUUGAUUUUCAAGUGAGGAUCCAGAGUAGGCAGAGAGAAAAUCCUCUGCCCGAGGUGAUCAGAAAGGGAGUCUUUCAAGCUUGGAAUAAUAGAGCAAAUAUUGAAGACCCUUUGAUCUCACCAGGAGGCAAGCAAUAUCAUCCCUUGAAAGCUCUUCGUAAAGUAUUUGAAUACUACAAGAAGGGUGAUAUAGGAUUUCUCUUUACUCAAGUGUCAGCCGUCUUGGAUCCAGAGGAUCAAAACGAGGUUGUAGAUAGUGACAGCAGCAUGAGCAGGUGGAAAGUUUCCUUGCAAAGCUCCAUUAAUACCAGUGACGGAGACGUCGAGUACGUACUGGCGAGGUUGAACAAAAUGGUAACUGAGGUUCAGAAGCUCUUGGAGGUGAUAUCUCCUGGCUGAUCUUCAUGUGUUCAUGUUCUAUCAAGAUGGAGAUCGGCCCAAUGUAAAGCUUGCAAAUGAUAGAUCAGAAGCGGACACACUCGCUCUUGGUGUUCUCUUGACUUAUCUUCAAACUGGAAAUCCAUAUUCUAUUAUGGAAGUCACGGUCUACAUGUGCAUUUCGGGUUUUCUAAGGUUCUAUUCGGAGUACGCACGUUAAUCGGACAUUCGCCCUGCACAAUCCUUCUUGCUUCUUUAUUAAUUAUUCUUUACAGUUCACAAUAUGGGUGACGAAUACAGACGAAUCAUGUACAUGUGGACAAACUCAGUCUUAGUGGGCAAUUGUUUCAAUAAUUCGGUGCUCCUUGAAACAUUUCAAGCACCUCCAUCGAGCAAAAACCUUCACAGGAGGAUAUAAUUUUAUUCAGAUGUAGUUGCCGGAUGGCUGUACAUGUAGGCUGUCUUCUAUGUUAUAUUCAGUAUAUUUGUCCUUGGUUCUGAAAUUGGGAACAUACCUC
Molecule: messenger RNA, 2826 nt
Organism: Marchantia polymorpha subsp. ruderalis
Lineage: Eukaryota; Viridiplantae; Streptophyta; Marchantiopsida; Marchantiales; Marchantiaceae
Source: the annotation of a GenBank genome assembly